CCUCUUGCACCACUCUGGCCCUGGGCUGUCCCAGCCAAAGAUCAGAGGAAUUCAGAGAGAGAGACAGCCAGAAGGAACAAGUAACUGGACGAGGCAGGCUCUUGGAGAGUGGAGUCAAGUUUUACAGGAAUUCCUAACCCAUCUCAGAAGAGGUGGCUGUGAUCCAGUGUGGGCUGAGCGGCAUUGGCCCCAGUGCCUGGAGUCCCCACAUUAGUGCCUCCCUUCGGUGGCUUGUGGCUGCUGCCUCCAGGGGCCCCUGAUAAGGUCUCACUCCCUCUCCUGCCUGCCUCUUGACAUUGAAAUAGGGGCUGGAAUUCACUGCACCCCAUGAAUCAUGGGACCCAGAAUAGGGCCAGUGGGUGAGGAGCCCCAGAUACCAGGCAAGGACACCAAGGCCAUGAUGAACGCAGAAGAUACACCUGGAGGCAAAGCCAGCCCAGACCCUCAGGACUUGAGGCGAAGCGUGUUCUAUAGCAUCAAGUUCUUCGUCCUGUGUCACAGCCUGCUGCAGCUAGCACAGCUCAUGAUCUCCGGCUACCUCAAGAGCUCCAUCUCCACAGUGGAGAAGCGCUUUGGCCUCUCCAGUCAGACCUCAGGGCUGCUGGCUGCCUUCAACGAGGUGGGGAACACAGCCCUGAUUGUGUUUGUGAGCUACUUUGGCAGCCGGGUACACCGGCCCCGACUCAUCGGCUACGGGGCUGUCCUUGUGGCCCUGGCAGGCCUGCUCAUGAGUCUCCCACACUUCAUCUCGGAGCCAUACCGCUACGACCGUAUUAGCUCCGUGGACAUGCCACAGGAUUUUGAGGCUUCUCUGUGCCAGCCCACAACCUCGGUCCCAGCCCCAACCCCAGCCCCCUCCAACAGCAGCUGCUCAAGCUACACGGAGGCCCAGCACCUGGCUGUGGUGGGGAUAAUGUUCAUGGCCCAGACCCUGCUUGGCGUGGGCGCGGUGCCCAUUCAGCCCUUCGGCAUCUCCUACAUCGAUGACUUUGCCCACAACAGCAACUCGCCUCUCUACCUUGGGAUCCUGUUUGCAGUAACCAUGAUGGGGCCAGGCUUGGCUUAUGGGCUGGGCGGCCUCAUGCUGCGCCUUUAUGUAGACAUCGACCGGAUGCCAGAAGGUGGUAUCAGCCUGACCUCGAAGGACCCCCGAUGGGUGGGGGCCUGGUGGCUGGGCUUCCUCGUCUCCGCUGGUGCGGUGGCCCUGGCUGCCGUGCCCUACUUCUUCUUCCCCAAGGAGAUGCCCAAGGAGAAGCACGAGCUCCGCUUUCGGCGAAGGGCCUUGGCAGCCGCAGCCUCACCUGUCAGCAAAGGUGAAGAUUCUCCCUCUGAGCAGAGCCCGGGGGAGUCCCAGGAGAAGCAGGAUAGCCUUACCCAGAUUGCACCAGACCUGACAGUGAUCCAGUUCAUCAAAGCCUCAGCCCACGUGUGCGGAAAGCAUGUGUGUCCGAGGCCAGAAAUCCCAGCCUCCAGCCAGCUCUGUCCCCAGCUGGUUUUCUACACCAACUGCAGCUGCGUAGUGGGGGGCGGCCCUGUGCCAGCGGGCUCCUGCGACUCAGCCUGCAGCCACCUGGUGCUGCCCUUCAUGCUCCUGGUCAGCCUGGGUGCGGCCCUGGCCAGUCUCACCCACACACCUUCCUUCAUACUCAUCUUAAGGGGAGUGAAGAAAGAAGACAAGACUCUAGCCGUGGGAAUCCAGUUCAUGCUCCUAAGAGUUUUGGCCUGGAUGCCCAGCCCGGUGCUCCACGGCAGUGCCAUCGACACGACCUGCGUGCACUGGGCCCAGAGCUGUGGGCGUCGGGCCGUCUGCCACUACUAUGACCACGACCUGCUCCGAAACCGGUUCAUUGGCCUCCAGUUCUUCUUCAAGACGGGCUCCCUGGCCUGCUUUGCCUUGAUUUUGGUCAUCCUAAGGCAGCAAGACAAAGAGGAGGGGACCCAGGUGACCGUCUCCCCAUCUGGCCUACAGCAGCAGCUGUUGGCAUCGGGGCCAGGAAAGAAGCCUGAGGAAUCCAGAGUGUGAGCUGGCCCCAGAGGGGCAGGAGUACCUCCUCUGGACCCUUUGUCCAAUCUUGGGUGUCAGGAACCCUGUUUUCCAAUUCUGGCUUCUCUGCUAACUUGCUCUGUGACUUCGGGCAAGUCACUGACCCUCUCUGGGCCUCUGUUACUCAUCUGAACCAAAGAGUUGUCUAGGGGUUUGGUGUGUUGGCCACGUCUAAAGCACGGUGGUCCUCCCCCUUGCUCCCCCAGCCACACGGGCUGACCUGAAACCAGGCUUUCCUGGUGGAAGGACUGUGUAUCUUUCCCCCAGGCCCUAGAAUAGAGAAGUAGACAAUAGUAGGCCAGGCUGCCUUACACACCUGGUCCUAGCCCAGCUCUGGCACUCACCUGGAGCACCCUACCCUCUCUGGGCCUUAGCCACCAUCUCUGACAGGUGGAAGUGGACUUGGGGGCUUGUAGGCCCCUUCUGGCUAUGACCAUCUGUGUGGUCAGGAUGGACUCAGGUCUCCUCCCCAGCCCCACUCAGCCUGGAGGUGGGGCCAGGACAGCCUGUCAAGAAAUAUCCAUUUGGCGCCCCCUGGAGGCAGAGCCCUGAGCUCUGGGGUGGGCCCACUGGGGAGGAAGCUGGCCUCACAGAACAUUCAGGUGGGCCAGGGCCUUCAGCAAACUUGGCGUGAGGGCCCCUGGGGCACUUAGCUGAGGUGGGAGGAUCUCUCUGUAGACUCAGGAAAGUCCAGUCCUUGCCCUCAGGGAGCCACAGUCUAGGCGAGGCCUGGUCUCUGCCUUAGGGGCUCCAGUGAGGAGGGAGAUUCAGGCCCCACACUUGGGCAUUUUCUGACUUCAGAGACCAAACACACUCAGCACACAUUCACUGGUACUUAAUGCCACCAUAACUUCACACAUUUGGCCAGGGCCCACCAAAAUCGCUGUGACCCUUGUUGAUGACAAUCCAAAUUUCACCAUUUCCUUCCCGGUGCCUGAAUCCGUGCCGCCUAGCGCUCCGUAGAUAACGUCUGGUUCUGCGAUAAUCAUGUUUUGGGGGCAACGUCUUGUUCUCUGUGAUGCCUGAGUUGGUGUAAGGACCUGUUCUUUGUAAGGCCAAGGCCUAUAAUGUCCGCUGUGUGUAAGGAGUGGGUCUGUGGAAUGCUUGGAUCUAACCACCUGGUCCUUCAGUGGGCCUUGUCUUGUUCUAUGGCUGGUCUUCUCCAGCCUGGUUAUCCCCCAUCCUCCCCGCCCCGCGCCAACCCCGGGAAGCGGUGAGAGUUUCCUCAUCUACUCCAGCCCAUUCUGUUGCCACCUGACCUGACCUGACUGAGACCUGCUUGGGCGGCAGGAGACAGCUGUCAGCAGCGGCUUCCCAAGCCCUGUGACCAGCCCUGUGCUGGAGGCAGGGGAGAAGCUGGGGGGCAAGCGGGGGGCAGUGGGGACACGUGUGGCUCUGGCCCUCCGAACAGCUCCUGUGGCAGGACUUUGAGGCUCUCCCACGCGAAAGAAGAGGAAGAAGAAGGUACAGAAAUUCGAACUCCCAUUUUGAUUCUACUGGUUGACACCUUGAAUGUUUAGUAAAUAUCUGAGCCUGUAUUUAUCAAUGCCAAGAAUUUCAAGGUUUCUUCCAACAAGAUGAGGCCGUUCACGUGUGUAUAUUCCUUCUCCUUCCCUCCUGUUCCCCAGGUUUUGCAGAAAUAAUCUGGAAUUAUAGACACAGCUUAUUAUUAAAUUUGUUCUUGCAUCAUG
Molecule: messenger RNA, 3735 nt
Organism: Leptonychotes weddellii (Weddell seal)
Lineage: Eukaryota; Metazoa; Chordata; Mammalia; Carnivora; Phocidae
Source: RefSeq, a predicted model, not a curated record